GCACACCGGACACGCACUGUGCGAGACUGACAGCUGGACCAGUCGCAGCCCAACUAAACACAAUGAGGGCGUUUCCUGCUUUCUUCCUUCUCAGCGUCAUCGCCCUUAGCUGCGCCGCUCCAGUUGAAGAGGACUCCGUGGUGAGGGAGCGGCGCUUCGUGUCGAGGGUGGAGAACCCGCCGAAGCGGCAGGAGAGCCACGUGUCGGGCAGCGUGGACGGCGGCAUCAGCCGCGACCGCCGCAUCGGCACCAUGGUGCACGGCCGGGCGGACGGCGUCUGGACCAGCAAGGACGGCAACACCAGGGUGGGCGCCGGCGUCAGCUACGGCCGCGUGCACGACGGGCCGGCCGCCGGGCCCGCCUCCAAGGGCGGCUACAUCAACGUCCAGCACAGCUUCCCGGGCAAGUGAGCGGAUAAGGCAGCAGCUGCACAGUGUGCCACACACUGCCGGACUCUCGAGCUGUUAAAAGUUCUGAUUAAUUAAUUUAAGAAGAUCCGUUGCAGUUGUACUGAUUAUUCAUUCAAACCACAAGCGGUUUCAGGUGUUAAAGCUCCAUAUUCAGGUGAAUAAAACCAUUGUAUUUGGGAAUACGUAAUAUGCCGUCGGGCGAGUCACUGCAUCGACUUGCCCCACCGCAUGUUAUUCGUUUCCAAAUACAAUCAUUGUAUGGACCAGAAGAUGGGAUCUUCACAUCUCGAAACCAGUCAUCGUUUGAAUAAAUAAUUGGUACAACUGAAGCGAAUCUCUUUAAAUUAACGAAUCAUGUCCCUUAGCCGCGGAUUUCCUGCAAGCCAAAUCUUAUUUUAAAAUUCUAUUUAUUAUUUACGGCUCGACAACUGCAUCCGGUUCAUUUCUCUUACACUGUUGUUGAGUAGUGGUUAU
Messenger RNA from Schistocerca nitens (vagrant locust), 884 nucleotides. RefSeq lists its product as uncharacterized. The transcript is spliced from 3 exons. Bases 63 to 410 code for a protein of 115 amino acids. The record is from RefSeq and is a predicted model, not a curated record. NCBI's taxonomy places the organism in Eukaryota, Metazoa, Arthropoda, Insecta, Orthoptera, Acrididae.